AUGGAAAUUUUGAGGUACAAAUAUAUUUUCCUGUCAACACUACUUUUUAUAAGCGGCACUUGUAAUGGAAAUACAAAAACAAGCCUAACAACGACCACACCGAAGUGCCCUUUCACAAAAAUUGUAGAAGAUAUAUUUCAAGUCAACAAUAAAACUUCAAGCGUAGACACACAAGCAAGGAAUCAAAAUAAAGAAAGAGUAAAAUUGUUCUUGAACACAAUAGCAAACGUCACAAACGAAAAUAUAAGUAGGAAAGAAGAAGACCUCAUCAAUAUAAUCAUAGCUUCAAUAAAUAGAAUCAAAAAUAAUAUUAUAAAUGCUCCCGAAGAACUCAAUGAAGCCAUCAUUAUAAAUCCUAAACUUAAUAAUAAUACUAAGAAAAUAACACAAAUUAAAAGUGGUGUUGAAGAAAAAACUGAUGUAGCCCGAACAAAGAAGCAAACAACUAAAAGUAUAGAAAUAACUGAAAUCUCAACUACAACAGAGACACCAAAAUAUGUUGAAGUUCUAACAAUACCUCAUACAAAAGAAAACACCACUUCAGCUAAUAUUAUUGAAGUUUUAAAACAUUUGAUGCCCUUGUUCAAUGGUACUUCGCCUAAAGAAAUACACAAUGUAACUAUUAUAGAAAAAGGGGCCAAUAAUAAUAAUUCUUUUUCUGCUACCAAGAAUUUUUCAACAAUUAUAGUGGCUUAUUGUGACAAUAACAACUCGAGUGAAGCAAAAACUACCUUCAAUAAAACACACGAUGAAAAACAUGAUGAAGAUGAUCCUGAUGAAGAUUAUUACGUGGACGAUGAUGUCUUGGAAACUGUAGAAGGUGAAGAUGAUGAAGCGUUAAACAUAACACUUGGUGAAAAGAGAGAGAUAAUGGAAGCUGCUGAGUAUGGAAUGCAGAAAAUGCAUGAAUUGUAUACUGUCUUGGAGCCAAAGUUGUAUUCUAUGGGACUUUGGCUGGAUGACACAAGUCCAGCGCGGUACGUAGCCGCUUUCAACGCACCUUCGGAAGAAGCGGCAAAGUUUUCCAGAUACGGUUAUGCGGCACUGCAGGCUGCAACCAAACUAAAACAGUUAACGAGGUCAGUGUUAUUUAUGUUUGACAGACACCGCUAG
Molecule: messenger RNA, 1113 nt
Organism: Arctia plantaginis
Lineage: Eukaryota; Metazoa; Arthropoda; Insecta; Lepidoptera; Erebidae
Source: the annotation of a GenBank genome assembly